Molecule: messenger RNA, 790 nt
Organism: Mangifera indica (mango)
Lineage: Eukaryota; Viridiplantae; Streptophyta; Magnoliopsida; Sapindales; Anacardiaceae
Product: ergosterol biosynthetic protein 28-like
Exons: 3
Coding region: 149-538 (129 amino acids)
Cellular component (GO): membrane; endoplasmic reticulum
Molecular function (GO): protein-macromolecule adaptor activity
Source: RefSeq, a predicted model, not a curated record
CAACUUGAAAGCCAAACUCAAGUGUUCAACAAUUCAAAACGGUGCGGUUCACACUGUCGACCAUGUUGGGCUAGAAAACAGUUUAAAACAGAGUGUUCUACGUACAGAAAAUACAGUGAGUGAAGUAACAAAGAAAGAAAGGUCAAAGAUGAAGGCAUUGGGAUGGUGGCUGAUGCUGGUGGGUUUUCUUCGGUUGGCCUCCGUAUGGUUCGGCUUCUUCGAUAUUUGGGCUCUCAGACUUGCUGUAUUCUCCAACACUACCAUGACCGAAGUUCAUGGAAGGACAUUUGGGGUCUGGACGCUUUUGACAUGCACUCUUUCUGUUCUUUGUGCAUUUAACCUUGAGAACAAGCCACUAUAUUCAGCAACCUUUUUAUCAUUUGUGUAUGCUCUUGGCCAUUUUUUGACUGAAUACUUAAUAUAUCAGACAAUGGCUAUCGCAAAUCUUACAACUGUUGGCAUCUUCGCAGGCACAUCAAUCAUUUGGAUGCUGUUGCAGUGGAAUGCACAUCAACCGAUCCAUCACAAGGAUUCUUGAUAAUGGAUAACCCAAUGACUUCCUAGUUCAAACGCUGGAAAUUUUCAUGAUUUAUCCCGUUGGGACUUCUUUCUACAAUUUAGUCAUCAAGUCUUUCUAUGUAAACUUCCACACAAUUUCUGAAGUGUAUUUUCAUCAAAAACCUUUGUCUGCAGAUUAGAUUUUGCCUGUGUCUCACUUUUGAUUAAAUAUAAACACAGUACAGCACAGCAUAUUGGUAAAUGUGAACAUAAUUUACAAAUUUUUUCUUUA